Penicillium soppii is the source of this 1995-nucleotide messenger RNA. Its product is annotated as DNA helicase ZGRF1-like domain-containing protein. Lineage: Eukaryota; Fungi; Ascomycota; Eurotiomycetes; Eurotiales; Aspergillaceae. Gene Ontology annotation, biological process: double-strand break repair. Gene Ontology annotation, cellular component: site of double-strand break; nucleus. The coding region runs from base 1 to 1995 and encodes 664 amino acids. The transcript has 2 exons. The record is from RefSeq and is a predicted model, not a curated record.
AUGAUGUCUACACCAUUGUCGACGCGACCACUUCCGACCUCCCCACAGGUCACCGCCUCAGUCGUCAAAUUCCGCUGUCUGUACACCCACGACCUACGCCGCAAGUCUAAACGAUGGCACGAUGGUAACUUACGAUACCAUAAGUUCAACAAGCGUGUGAUGGUCUAUGAUGAUCAAGGCAAUUUUAUCGGUGACCACCACUGGCGGUCUCUCGACGAGGUCCAAGAUGGCGAUGAAAUGCAGCUGGACAAAGGUGUCUUGAUUGAGGUGGGCGAGAACAUGGGAACGACAGAAACCGAUAUCACCAACUUGUAUGAAAAGAAGAGAUCCAGCCAGGGCUCGCCACGAAACAAAGAUCCCAUGUCUCAAGUUCCUCGCGCCUCCACUGCUGCCUCCCCUACUGUCCCCGCUACUGUCCCCGCGCCAAUUCGUUGCUCCUCGGCUUCAUCCCAGCCCUUCCGCUCCCUCAACGAUUUACUGGGCAUAAAAAAGACCCCUGUCAGACAAUUUGCUUCUCCGUAUGAGCAAAGAAACCCUCCCCCGCCAGUUGCAAGGCCGGAGCCUGAACGAGCGCCAAAGCGACUAAAAACAUCGUUGGUGCAUCCAACGGGAGAGAGAAGCCCACGUCCCCAGAGCCAAGUCAUUGAUUUGACCGAGCCAACCGCUGGAGUCCAGUCACAACAGGUAUCAACCCCUUUGGCAAGGCAAGCAACCAGAAUCGGUGGCAAUUCAACUGUCCGACCUCCGACAAACCAUCAACAAAGACCAGCCCUGUCAAAACUAACACAGCUGCAAAGAUCUGGUCCUCCUUCUUUCUCGAGGAUCUCGAUUCCAGCUUCAUCUCCACCGAGCUCCAGUCUACCUACCCCAGAAAAUAUAAUCCGACCAGCGACCAAAACCGCCCCACCUACAAAGCCCUCAACCGAUAGACCCAAAGAUGUGCCAUCUGUGCAGCCUCGAAGACCGAUAACCUCUUCGUCAAACCCCAUCCUUGUGGAGCCAACGGUAGUAGAGUUGCCCAGGCCUCGGGAGAAACUGCGUGCAGAUGAACAACCGACCGUUGGUGAAAAUCGGCCGACUAAAGUACAGCCAUUCCAUCAGCCUCAGCCACAAAGGCUUGUACCGCCGGCUACAAGAAGUCAUCUCCUAACUACAUCAAACUCUUCCAUCACUCAGCCACCAGCAGAGAAACCGGCAGCCGCACAAGCUUCCCGGCCUCGGGGAAGUUUGCGCAUGAAGGAAGCACCCAUCAACCUCCAGAAGCAGAGACAAGAUGUGCCGCCUGCUCCUACGUCGGUCCCGCCGAUCGAACCGCAAAGGAAUAUAUCUCCAGUAUCAAAAAGCGAUCUCUUGACUACCCCAAAUUCCUCCACCGCUCGACCUGUUGCUGAGCCUGCAGUCUCCAACAAUGUACAGCCUGCGAAGACUGCAGAUAAGCAAGCACCCAACAGCAUGCCACCUCCCUCUUGCCCAUCAACAACAAAGCCAUCCGAACCUCCCACGGCGGCUCUCCGAAUGAGUAUUGGUAAACCACGCAGAAAACUCAUGUACAGUGCAUUAUUACCUAGUGCGUCACGGACACCGUCAUCAACGACGUCAAACACGCCACUGGGUAGCGCGAAUCCUGGAUAUGCCACAAACACCCUAGAACCAGAGACAGCCUCUGAUCCGGCGAUGGCAUCUGAGCCCACCGGCAGCGAGGAGUUCAUGCCUUCCACCUCAACACAAUUCAUGUUCGACGAAAUGCUAGAUGGUUCAAGAUUCCAACCAUCAGCUAUCAGAGCGCUGAACGGGAGACGACCUGUUGAUUCGCCGUUGCGAAAAUCGGUCUCUGACCCCACUGCCUUGGUUGGUACUGGUAUCCAGAAACGAGCAAGAAAUUCCGUCAACACGGUCGCCAUUGCAACCGAAACCGUCGAGCAAGGUGCCUGGACAUCUGAGGCAUUGGAUCUGUUUGACUUCUGGCCUGCCGGACGACCGAAACCGAAUGAAUGA